Molecule: messenger RNA, 2271 nt
Organism: Botrytis cinerea B05.10
Lineage: Eukaryota; Fungi; Ascomycota; Leotiomycetes; Helotiales; Sclerotiniaceae
Exons: 2
Coding region: 245-2080 (611 amino acids)
Molecular function (GO): FAD binding; oxidoreductase activity
Source: RefSeq, a predicted model, not a curated record
GAAGUGGGACCGACUCAUUUCAAGGAAAUGGAGAGUAAUAUUGUUAAGAUACAUGGCCCAAUAAUGUGGUUCUCAAAUUUCUGUUCUAAUUAAUAGUUCAUUAUGCAAAGUGGCGACCGAAAAACUUAGUAUCGUUCCAUUUGAGCGGUGUAGUGACUUCUGUUGCUAUGUAUACUUCUUCAGUUCCAUCUUUUCUAUCGCUUUCCUGCCCACACUAUUCACUUAUCACCACGCAUCAUUCAAGAUGUUAUCCUCUCACCUAUCCCAUAUCACUGCCCUCGCUCUCUCACUCCCAACUCUCAUACUUGCCACUUGCAAUUCUACCCAAACAUGCAAAAUCACACCUGCAGACGCCUCAUGGCCUUCCUCUGCCGACUGGACAGCAUUCAACACAUCCAUCUCCGGAACCCUCAUCAAAACUCUUCCGCCGGCCUCUUCUUGCUACACUGGAAACCCAUUUAACUCAACUCAAAAUUGUUCUUCUGUCCAGACCAACUGGAAUCUCGCCACAUGGCAAGCCGAAACACCAGAAGGGAUUGAUUAUCCCAUCUAUGCGAAUAAUUCCUGCCUCCCUACCGAUGCAACUGGGUAUCAAGAUGGUAAGGGCUGUGAUAUAGGUGGCUCUCCAAUUUAUGUUGUAAACGCUACUACCGAGGAUCAUGUUUCUACAGCGAUGAAAUGGGCUACGGAAAGAAAUAUUCGAGUUGUGAUCAAAGGUACUGGUCACGAUCUAAAUGGAAGAUCAAGCGGCGCCUACUCCCUCUCAAUCUGGACCCAUAAUUUCCUUAAGCGAGAAUUCAAUCCUUCUUGGCCCAUCCCAGGCUCCAAUUCUACAGCCGACGUCCUCAUUGCUGGAAGCGGAAACAAUCUAAAACUUGUUUACACCGCCGCUGAUGAGGCUGGAAAAACAAUCGUAGGAGGUGAUGCCAAAACUGUCGGUCUAGGCGGGUAUCUCCAAGGAGGUGGCCACGGUCCCCUCUCAAGCCAAUACGGACUCGGCGCCGAUCAAAUUUACCAAGCAACUGUUAUUAUACCCUCAGGCGAAAUUUUGACCGUGAACGCAGAGCAAAAUCCUGACCUUCUCUGGGCCAUUCGAGGAGGCGGCCCUGGUACAUAUGGUGUCGUGACUGAAUACGUUUUGCAAGCACAUCCUGCUGUCUCUUUUGUUUCAGUUGUAAAACUCGAGGUAACUCCUCUCGGCUCCGAAAACGAUACCACCACUGCAUCAGCAGCUUGGAAUGCUCUCGCAAUCUUAUUUCAAAAUUUCCCAGAUCUAAUGGACAACGGUCUCGCGGGCCAGCUGACUGCUGCUACUGGCUACUUGGCGCAAGCUUUCUCCGGUUCAGAAUCUACACCCCCUGGUGUAUACUUCUCACAAGUAUUCUACGGAUACAAUACUAGCACCUCCGAAAUGGCCACACUCAUCUCCCCUCUAAUUGAAAAAAUGGGAGAUAUAUCUAAUGGAUCACUUUCUAUUAAUUACACAGUCACAGCUGUUUACGAUAGUUAUCUUGACUUCUUCUAUGGUAACAACCCUGGCGAAGAAGCAGCUGGACAAGUUUCUUUCCUUUCUACUCAUUUACUGGGGCGUGCGCAACUCUCUGAUCUUCCAAUGGAAACACUAUCUGGAUACUUGCAACGCGCGCUAGCAACUGAGAGCGGGGGAGGAACCGAAAUGAUAGUUGGCUUGCAAGGAGGACCUGGUCCGGCUCGCGUUCCGGAAAAUAUGCGUGGUUCGCUGAAUCCAGUUUGGAGAGAGACAUAUUUGCACGUCAUUACGCUUGGUGCAACAGUUGAUACUACUUUGACAGCCAAGAAAUCACUUGCCCAGGCAGCAGAAUGGAUGCAGCAGAAUAAAGAAGAAUUAUGGAGAGAAUGGGCACCAGACAUGGGUGCAUAUAUUAAUGAGGGAAAUCCUUAUAAUACUGAGUGGAAACACGAUUUCUUUGGGAUAAGCUACGAUCGAUUGGCUGAAAUUAAGAAGAAAUACGAUCCUACCGGGAGUUUGUACAUAUUGGCGGGUGUAGGAAGUGAUGAGUGGGAUUAUGAUCUUGAUACAGGGAAAUUGUGUCGCGUUUGAGAGAAGGUCGUAGUGUUGAAGGGAAGAAUAAUGUUUUUCUAUGGUUGACAUUUUGAAGGGAAGAAGAUUUCUUUUUUAUUGUUGAUAUUUUGAACAUGGUCUUUCAGGCCUAGGUUGAGUGUAUUAUCGUUGGUGCUGUUAUUAAUAAAAGGGCGGUUUAAAUUGGUUAAAUAAAUUUCAAUGAGCAUUCC